GCAAGCAGUAGCUGGUUGUGAUGUGGAGGCAGUUGCUUAGUGAUGAUAACUUACCAAGUGUCCUCUUCCGACCCGCAUCGGCCUCCGCAGUCUUUCACCCGCCGCGGAAGCUUGUUGCUUCCCCCAUCAUUCACCAUCGCCUCCCGCUUUCAUCAUCGGCAGUACGACCUGCCCUCCUUCUCUCUUCCACCGAUUCCAUCCACCACAACACACCCACAAAGAAAAGAAAAGAAAAGAUGGUCCGCCUCACCCAUCUAACCAGCUACCUCGCCCUCGUCGCCUCCGCGACGGCUGCCGUCGUCGACCUUGUCCCCGGAAACUUUGAUGACAUUGUCCUGAAGUCCGGCAAACCGGCGCUGGUCGAAUUCUUCGCCCCCUGGUGCGGCCACUGCAAGAACCUGGCCCCGACCUACGAGGAGCUCUCGCAGGCGUUCGCGCACGCCACCGACAAGGUGACCGUCGCCAAGGUGGAUGCGGACGAGCACCGUGAUCUGGGCCGGAAGUUCGGUGUGCAAGGGUUCCCAACGCUGAAGUGGUUUGAUGGCAAGUCGGACACCCCGGAGGAUUACAAGGGCGGCCGGGAUCUCGAGAGCCUGUCAGCGUUCAUCACGGAGAAGACCGGCGUGAAGGCCAAGGGUGGUGCUGGUGCUAAGGAGGCGAGCUUGGUGGAGAUGUUGACGGAUGAGACGUUUGGAAAGGUCGUCGGUGGCGAGAAGGAUGUGCUGGUGGCGUUCACGGCGCCUUGGUGUGGACACUGCAAGAGCCUGGCUCCUACAUGGGAAACCCUGGCCAACGACUUCGCCCGUGAAGCCAACGUUGUCAUCGCCAAGGUGGACGCCGAGGGCGAAAACAGCAAGGCCACCGCCAAGGCCAACGGGGUGACCGGAUACCCUACCAUCAAGUUCUUCCCGCGCGGGUCCAAGGAGGCGACCGUCUACUCCGGUGCCCGCUCCGAGCAGGCCUUCAUCGACUUCCUCAACGAGCACGCCGGCACCCACCGCACCGUGGGCGGCGGGCUGAACGCCCAAGCCGGUACUGUUGCGGCGCUGAACGAGCUGGUUGCCGCUGCCGGCGCCGGCUCCGCCACCCUCAAGGACGAGCUGACCAAGGCCGCCACGGGGCUGACCGAUAAGUACGCGCCCUACUAUGUCAAGGUCGCCGACAAGCUGAGCCAAAACGCCGGGUACGUCGCCAAGGAGCUGGCGCGGUUGGAGAAGCUUAUCGCCAAGGGCGGCUCCGCACCCGAGAAGGUGGACGACCUGGUGUCGCGCAGCAACAUCCUGCGCCUGUUUGUCAUUGAUGAUGCUCCCGAGGAGAAGGAUGAGUUGUAGAUGUACAUGAUAUGAUGUGAUGUCGGCCAUAGAAGCAAUGAGCUUAGCUUGGAGAAUGGCAGGCUGGCGCUUGCGGCAGACUGCUUGCUGUCGGGGACUUAUUCUAAUGUCUUGGACUUGUCAAUCCUUGUAUGAUACCAGGGAAUAGCAGAGCAUUGAAUUAUGAAAAUGGUCUUAUGGAA
Messenger RNA from Aspergillus saccharolyticus JOP 1030-1, 1513 nucleotides. Its product is annotated as disulfide isomerase TigA. The transcript has 2 exons. The coding region runs from base 237 to 1331 and encodes 364 amino acids. Lineage: Eukaryota; Fungi; Ascomycota; Eurotiomycetes; Eurotiales; Aspergillaceae. Gene Ontology annotation, biological process: protein folding. Gene Ontology annotation, cellular component: endoplasmic reticulum. Gene Ontology annotation, molecular function: protein disulfide isomerase activity. The record is from RefSeq and is a predicted model, not a curated record.